AUGACGGCGCGGGAGUACACACCAGUUCCAACAAAGGAGCUGAAAGGAGAUUCUGAAGAAAAACCAGAACCCAAAUAUGGCUAUGGUCAUCGCCAUGUGCAAGCCCUGCUCAUCUUCAUCACGUACACCCUGGCUUAUCUGGCCAGAGCGCACAUGGGCGUCACCAUAGUGGCUAUGACGAAUGAAGUAGAAACAGAUGUAGUAUAUACCACGGAAGGUUAUAGGGGAGAAAACAUAACAUUGGUUACUGAUAAGAUAGCUGAAGAUAAGAAUACCGGCGUAUGGAAUAUUUAUAGGACUUACAAAUGGCCUAAAUCAACCCAAGAAAUGGUCCUAUCGUCUUUUUACGUAGGCUACUUCUUCAUGACAUUCCUCAGCGGCAUGAUCUGUCAAAAGUGGGGUGGGAAGAUCCCCCUCCAGAUAGCGGCUUUGAUAAACGGUGUCGUGUCUAUAUUGUCGCCUUGGGUCGUCGCUUGGGGUGGAUGGAAGGCCCUUGCAGCCUGCCGCAUACUCCAGGGUCUGUCGCAAGGAGGAUUGCUCCCAGGAAUACAUACUUUGCUGGCCAACUGGGUUCCUCUCUGCGAACGCGGAAGUCUCAGUAGCUAUGUCUAUAUGGGUUCUGGACUAGGAACAGUCAUCGGUUUCCAAGCGAGCGGGUUCCUAGCUUAUAGUUCCUUUGGCUGGCCUUCCACCUUUUGGACUAUCGGUGUUCUUAGCUUAUUGGGCUUCGGCCUGUUCUCUGUAUUCGGGUCUGCCACUCCCGCUGACCAUAAGACAAUAAGAGAAGAAGAGAAGAAUUAUAUAAUCGGAAAAUCUGAAGCCACACAAACUCAAGCAAAAGUGCCGUGGAGAGCGAUCCUCAGUUCAAAGCACGUUUGGAGCGCUUAUAUUUCCCAUAUAGGCAUAGCAUUGGCUUAUACAUUCUGCUUCAUGCAAGUCCCAACAUACAUGUAUGCAAUAUUGAAAGUUAAUAUUAAGAAUAGUGGUCUUCUGUCUUCGCUUCCUUACUUCUCAUUUAUGCUGUUCUGCAUGGUGACAGGAUCCCUCGCGGAUCUGCUGGUCAAUAAGGGAAUGCUAAGCAUGAAAAACGUCAGAAGAUUGAGUAAUUCUGUUGCUACAGUGAUACCUGGCAUAGUACUAAUUCUAGUUUCAUACACGGAAAAUGUGAUCUUGGCUGUUAUCUAUUUUACGGCAACCCUAGGUGCACAAUCAGCUAUGCACACCGGUUGGGUCAUUAACUACAUAGACCUUUCCCCCAAUUACAGCGGCGCUCUGAUGGCGGUGGGGAACGGUUUAGCCAAUUUGUGCGUUCUGAUAUUACCAGUUAUGGUGUCGAAUAUCGUCAUAGACGUGACGGAUCAAAUACAAUGGCGGAUUAUGAUGGUGCUGAUAGCUGGUGUCACCAUAUUGGGGAACGUCAUCUUCGUCAUCUUUUUGUCCGCUGAUGUCCAGCCUUGGAAUAAAGUUGGAUAUUGUGAUGUUAAGAAUACGGACUUAAAAAUGGAAGAUGGACUGAAAAAAACACUUAAGAGCAAAUGUUAA
Messenger RNA from Leptosia nina, 1542 nucleotides. The record is from the annotation of a GenBank genome assembly. NCBI's taxonomy places the organism in Eukaryota, Metazoa, Arthropoda, Insecta, Lepidoptera, Pieridae.